This is a messenger RNA of Paramecium pentaurelia, 1641 nucleotides long. NCBI's taxonomy places the organism in Eukaryota, Ciliophora, Oligohymenophorea, Peniculida, Parameciidae. The record is from the annotation of a GenBank genome assembly.
AUGAGCAAGUUAAACUAUGUAUUUAAGCCAUUAUUUAUUGAUACCUUUGAGUAUAAUUAUAUUGAUGGUAAGACUGAGAAAUCAUUCACAAUAAAAAAAAAACUGGAAACCAAAAAUGGAAAAGGAAAGAUGCAAUAAAGUGAACCACUUGCUCAAUUUAAGGUAUUUUGUCUUUGAAUAAAAAUAAAGAAUGAUACUAUCAAAUAAAGCAAUAAUAGAGCUUAAACCAGUAGAUGGUUAAGGUAAUCUUCUUUUGCAAAAAAUUCAACAAUAAAUUCCAAUACACCACUAAAUAAUGGUAUCAGAAAAAUAGAAAGUAGAAUGGAAGAUGAAAUUAUUAUAUCAAAUAGUAGGAAUACAUCUGAAAAAAGAAAUAUCAAUGUGCCAUAAUUAAAUUACGUUGACUUUAAUGUACAUAUAUUAUAAAACAAUAGUAAAAUAGAUUUCAUUAAUGAAUGGAGAAGGGAGCAUUUCAUUUUCUAAAGCUUUAAAAUUAAUAAAUAAAGAUAAUUUAUUAAUAAGAAAGAAAAAGAAGUCUGUUUAAAAUUCAAAAACUGUUUCAACAUAAGAAAAUGAAAUAACUUAAUAUGAACAAUUAGAGAAUUAGCAUCCUAAAGAAAUGAUGGAAAAAAUAGGGAAAAUGUUUGCUAUUAAUGAAAGAUAUUCACCUAUUAGAAAACAAAGUAGAGUUAGAGAGACUUUUACUAGAAAUUUAAAAUUUUUAGAUUAAUCAUUUUAAGAAUCUACGUCACCAGAUAAAAAAUUAAAAUCCGUCAUUCAAAUUUAUUUUGAUAAAAAAAAAGCAUAUUAAGAAGAAUAAAAUAAAUAAUAAGAAAUAACUAUUACAUAGUUAUCAGAAUAAACAAAAUCAAAUAAAAAUAAUAAUAGAAUGAGAAUAUCUACAACAUUCUUAAAAUAAUUUAUACAUUAAAUAGAAGAAGAAUCAAAAAAAAAAUAAACUAUAUCUUAAAAUAAUAUUUAAUAAUAAUCAUUUAAAUCAUCUUAAAUCAAAGAUAAAGUAAAAAAAAAAUAAAAUGCAAUAUUUAGUAUUCAAGUCAGAUUAAUAUUAAAAAAAUUAUUUAAUUAGAUUGUUAAUUGUGUUAGAAAAAUGAAAUUAAUGAAAUUAACAAUUAAAGAAAUAUUUCAAAAUGGAAUCAUCUAAAAGAAACCAUAUGAAAGAGAGGGUUCAUUCUAAUUUUUUGAAGGAAUAGAAGAUGAUAAUUUAUAAUUAAUCAAUUUUAUGCUCAUAAAAUGUAGAUAUUAUGCAUUUGAUAUAAAUGAAGAAGGAAAGACUCCUUUACAUUUAAGUUCAAAUAAAGGAUUCUCCUUAAUAACAGAAAGAUUACUUUAAUAUGGAGCUUAUGUUGAUUCUAUUGAUUAAGAUGGCAAAACUCCAUUAUAUUAUGCUAUAUAGUCUGAGUAAAAAAAUAUAGUUUUCCUUCUAUUAUAUUCUAAAGCUAAUCCAUGGUCUAUAAAUGAUUGUAAAUAUCAAAGUAGCAAUCCAGAUAUUAUGCAUUUAAUUAAGAUAUCAAGAAAAGUAAUUUAUUAUUUUAUACAUAGAUACAUUUAAUACUACUUUUGACAAAAUAUAGUGAUAGAGAUAGAUAAUGGUAAGAAUCAAGAAAAAAAUUACUAAAUUGA